Messenger RNA from Sclerotinia borealis F-4128, 3576 nucleotides. NCBI's taxonomy places the organism in Eukaryota, Fungi, Ascomycota, Leotiomycetes, Helotiales, Sclerotiniaceae. The record is from the annotation of a GenBank genome assembly.
AUGACUCGCAAACAUUUUCUAGCAGAUGUCAAAGCAGCAUCUGAAAAAGGAAUCUCUAAUGUUGUGUCUAUCAGUCGGGGAGAUGAUGAUGGGGAUGUAAACUUUUGCUUUUUACAUGAUAAGACAGAUCCCAUAGAAAUUGGUCUUUUGGCACUAGAUGUCUCCGACUAUCCGGCUGGAAACAGCUUCAUGGUUUUCACUAAGUCUGAUGGGGCUCCCAAUUCUGUCAUCGAAGCACUGAAACAACUCACACCUUCUCCAAAUGGCGUACAUUUACCAGAGUUGAUUAGCGACAUUUCGCAAAAGCUACAGAAGGCUCUCUCGACCGGUUCUCGAGAAGCUCCCAUCAGCCUAGACGACGAGGAUGAGGAUGACAACACGGAAGACUUGGUCGAUGAAGAAAGCGAAGAUGACUCUGGUUUCUCCGAUGAUGACGAAGAGGACUUCGCAGAUGACCCUACAACAUUUUCUAAUGGAAAUGAUGUACCGAUAUUCACUAUCAAACUCACGCCAAAGGCUGUUGCACAAUUGAAUCGACGUAUUAGAGCAGACGUGCGUGCUGUCAGAAUGCUCGGUCAUCGGAUCGGAAUUUUGAGUGGCAUGAAAGCUGAAUCUCAGAGUAGUAUUCUCAGUAUCUCCAUUCAAGCUACCAAGCUAGGCCUAUCUGAGGAGGCUAUGCAAGCUUGGGACAUAGAACCAGACCAAUAUUUGACCCUACUUAUUCGCUACUCAGAAGGAUACAAAACCUACGAGACAAUAAUUGCCGAGCCAGCAAAGAAUAGUGGAAUUGAUUUCCGUAUCGGGGUGAGCAAUGGUUACAAACCAUCCGCAACAGCUGCCUUUUCCACCUUCUCAGAUUCGAAUAAAGCUGGUGUCAAAGAUUCUAAUAAUGAUAGUUCAAUACCCCAAGUGAACGCACAGAAUCAGAGCAGAGAAUUCUCCAGCAUCUUUAUCAGUAGCUCUUUGAAUGAGUUCAUCAACACAAAGAUGAUAUCAAUACUGAAGCUUCGCAAAAUAACCGGCCUUGGGUGGGAAGACGCAAAGAAGUGUUUUGAUGAGCGGCAAGGACGACCUUUUGAAGAACAUGCAGAUUUGUCUUCCGACAAGCUUCACUCCCGCACGAGUACUGAAUUUCAAGACCAUGCUUCACGAAUUCUAACUGAUGACCAUCUCACCGAUAAUAACGGCGGCAGCCUUUCAUUUCCGCUUCUCGCUGCACAAUUUGCAUUGAUGUAUCUAGUUCGCUGCACAGAAUUCUGUCUCGUUUGCCAUGACAAGAUCAAGGCGGAAUUUGAGGCACUGAAGCCUUAUGUCUGUGAUAAGCCCUUAUGUUUAUAUCAAUAUAUGGCUUUGGGUUUUGGACCCAGUGUCGAACAUGAAAUACAAACCCAGCCGUAUGUUGUAGAUCUUCUCCUGAACUUUUGUUAUACUAGUGCUUGGGGAAAUCGAAUUCGGGAGUAUCCAACAGGCAUGAGUCUAUCCGUUCCACUUGUUAUCCCCCCUUCUGUGCACGCGAUAGUCCCUGUCGUCUCAUCAGAUGUCUUGGAUGUUUCCAGUGCGGUCGCUUUUCCCCAGCCAAGCUCGGAUGGUCCUCGCAACCAAGUGUUUGAUGUCAAGUACGACGUUGAGGCUCACGAAGUUACAUUCGAGAAAAAGGAUGUUCCUGUUUACAAAGGAGAUUGGGUCCGUAUUUUGGUUGGGUCAGGAAACUCUCAGGCGUUCCACUUCAGAGUGGAAGACAUAUCUUGUUUGCCGAUAGUAAAACUCUCAGCACCAAUUACACAGAGAAUCCAAAAAGCAGCAACCUCGCAAGUCCCAUCUGUCACUUUCACCACCAGUAACGUGCUUGCGGCUCGACUGGCUAUUUACAAUCGCAACUUCGACGACAUGUCUGUUCUGGAGAAAUGCAGCACUAUAACCAUGCUUCUUGACACUUUACCAACCAUCCUGGAGUUAAGAGAGUAUAUCGACCGACAAAGUCGUACGGAACAACCGAACCUUCGCAAAUGGACAGAGCGCAUAUCUCCGGCUGCUUUGGGAUUACUCCGAUGGGUUAUAGCCUCUAAUCGCUCAUGUCUUGUUCAAGUCGACAAAUGCCCUGGCCAAAGUGAUAGCGUUCUCGCUGAGGGAAAAAUUAGACCUGACCAGAAGGUAUCUCAAAUUGGUGAGAACUGGGUUCAAUUUCGAUUUGCGCAAGGAUCGCCAGACAAAGAGCUACGUUUUUUGAAUGCCCUUAAAGCCCAGCAGACAAAUUUGAACCCAAAUUAUCCUACUAUUUUUGCCUUUCACGGUAGUCCGCUACAGAACUGGCAUAGUAUCAUUAGGCAUGGAUUGGAUUUCAAAGAAACGCUGAACGGACGAGCCUAUGGACAUGGUGUUUACCAUGCACAAGAUCAAGCCACAUCAUGUUCAUACAGUCAAGGACGAAAUAUCCUGGAUUCCUGGCCUGGAUCUCAGCUCAGAAUUUCAGCUGUGAUGAGCAUUAACGAAAUCAUCAAUUGCCCUCGUCAGUUUGUCAGCGCGCAUCCAUAUCUCGUGUUACAACACAUCGACUGGAUUCAGUGCCGAUACUUGCUCGUUCAAGUUGACCCUCUAGCAACAUCAUCCUCGGCGCUCCCUUCAAAUUCUAGUGAUAUCAAGUCUGCGUUCGAAAUUAAGCAAGAUCCCGAAUACACCGCUAGAUCUAUAAACGGUAAACCCAUAGGUGUCCCCUAUUGUGCCGCUUCAGUAUCCAGAGCAUUUCGCACCGAUAGCUUUGGUGGUACUUCCCAGUUCAAGAAACAUAAAGGUUUACCUUCUCUUGUGAAUGGAACCACUUUUGUGAGCGAAGAAGAAGAUAUUGAGGAUACAAACUUUCUGCUCUCCGAAGAUGAAGGUGAUGUCGAAAUCUUAUAUUCUACGAGUAAUUCGAAGAAGCCAGAAGCUUCAAAAACCGAUUUUGUUCCCGGAUCGCUUGAUCAAACCAGCCUUCCAAUGCUAGAUUCGCCAGCUUAUGCCACCCCGUCUGCAACUAUGCGUCUCAACAGAGAAUUGCAAGCAAUCCUCAAGGUACAAAAUUCAACCCCCCUCCACGAACUAGGAUGGUACAUUGAUGAAACUCUCGUUGAUAACAUCUAUCAAUGGAUCGUCGAGCUACACUCUUUCGACCCCACCCUACAACUGGCCAAAGACCUGAAAGAAUCAGGCCAAACGAGCAUUGUCAUUGAGAUACGCUUUGGAAAAGAGUAUCCUCACAGCCCACCCUUCGUACGCGUUGUGAAACCAAGAUUUUUACCCUUUAUGUCCGGUGGCGGUGGUCACGUAACAGCCGGCGGAGCCUUAUGUAUGGAGCUCUUGACAAAUUCGGGCUGGAGCGCCGUUUCCUCGAUUGAAUCGGUUCUCUUGCAGGUUCGUCUUGCACUUAUGAGUACUGAUCCAAAACCUGCACGUCUGGAAAGCAGAGGUAAACAGCAACAAGGUGAGUAUGGAACUCAUGAGGCUAUGGCAGCUUUCAUUAGAGCCUGCAAUAUGCACGGAUGGGAGAUACCUAAGGAUUUUCAGGACUUUGCGUCAACACCCGGAGCUAGUCAUUUUUAA